UCUACUCCACUUUUCUGCGCAUUUCGUCUUCUUCAGCCUCCUCUGGAAGCUUUCACUUUGAGAGCAAAAGAGACUGAUUUCAAGACACUCUGGGUUUGGAAUCUCAACACUGAAAUAAGCAAAAAUGGUGAUGAGUAGUAGCAAGUAUGAAGAAACAAGGUUACAAAGAAUUGAAGAAAACAAGAAGAGAAUGGAAGAACUCAAACUCUGUAGUCUGGUUCUCAAUUUCAAGACCUCCUCAUCAUCAUCAAAACCCUCACAGGCUAAACCACCAAAACGAAGAAUGAUUCAGAAAAAGCUUGAGUUUGUUGAAGUAAGAAGAUCAAGUCGGAACACAGACAAACCCUCUCCAGUCUAUAAAGAAGUUCCUGUUUUUGAGUAUGAAAGGGCUCCUAGAAACAAUUCAAGAGCUAGAGGGUUAAGAGAUUCAAUGGAGAAUUUCCCAGUAGCAAGUGAGAAAGAAAGAGCAAUUGCAACUGAGAAAGCUUAUGAAUUGGAACUAUCACUUGGAAAUGAAUUUCCGUCGUUUGUUAAACCUAUGCUUCAUUCUCAUGUCAACCGUGGUUUUUGGUUGGGUCUCCCUAAUGGUUUUUGCAAGAAGUACUUGCCGAAACGGGAUGCAUUGAUUACAUUGGUUGAUGAAAAGGGAGAUGAGUGUGUUACAAAUUACCUUGUGGAGAAGACCGGGUUAAGUGCUGGAUGGAGAGGAUUUGCCUUGGAUCACCAGCUAAUUGAUGGUGAUGCUUGUGUUUUCCAAUUAACCAAGCCUACCGAAUUUAAGGUGUACAUUGUCCGGGCAGCUAAUGUUUCAUAUCCUGAGGAAUCAGUUGGUGUUUCAAAUGGUGAAGAAUCCUCUUAGGUUGGAUCUUCUCGAAUCAGGUGGUACAAUGUAGCAGAACCGCAGCUUGGAAUUUUAUCUACAGGGCAACCGCAGACGUAGUAGUUAUAUGGAAGGUUUCCGGCAACAGCAGAUGGAGUUAGGGAAAGUUUUUUGGUUGUUGUUGUUGCUAGUGCCAUGCACAGCUAGCAUUUUGUCAAUAAUAUAACUUACUCUUUCAAUGAAAUGGGGUCUUUUUGUUAUUUCAAAACUAAAACCAAGUUCUUGCUAACAAUGUCUUGAUCCGAAUGCGAAAGAGUUUGUUGCAUUUUUCAUGAACUGA
Messenger RNA from Papaver somniferum (opium poppy), 1160 nucleotides. Its product is annotated as B3 domain-containing protein At3g19184-like. Gene Ontology annotation, molecular function: DNA binding. Bases 125 to 859 code for a protein of 244 amino acids. The transcript has 6 exons. The record is from RefSeq and is a predicted model, not a curated record. NCBI's taxonomy places the organism in Eukaryota, Viridiplantae, Streptophyta, Magnoliopsida, Ranunculales, Papaveraceae.